UUUUCAGAUUGUGUUGUGUUACAUUGCCCCGUCCGGUGUUUACGUUAUUUUCACAACUGAAAUACCUAAUGCACUGCGUCAUUCAGUUUAGUUCAGGUCAGCUGCUUAUCUUCUGUUGGCUGGAAGGAUACUGCGUUUGCUGUAAUAUUGGGCGUAUGGGAUCUGAGAUAUUCUCAAUUUGAGGUGCUGGAGGUAACUCGCAAAGUUGAAUCGCACGGAAUGUCAGGCAUCUUAAACUCUCGUCAGGGAAUGUCGUUCGAGGAAAGAUCUGAUGCGGAGGAGGAAGAAGGAAUAUUGACGGAUGAUGGAAGCAGUAGUAUUUUCCAAUCACAAGAACAACAACAACAUCAUGUCCUCAUUUCUUCCACCAACGAUAUUGCAAUGCUUACGGAAGUUCCAAACUACAAGACGAUUCAUACCGCAUGGCUGGGCCUCUUUAUGUUGCUCUUGACGAUUGCAGUGUUUAUCAUCUCGACCAUUGUUCCUUUCGCAUGUGAUAGAAAGCAUUUACCUGUAAAUCACACCGCCCAUCAUCAUAAUGGAAAUGGUGGCCAUAAAGGGAAUCCUAUCUGCUUUAUGAAACCUGUUUCGCUUUUGUUAUACAUCCAAUGUGGAAUGUGGGCUAUAUUUUUGAUCUGUGACCAAUUUAUUCGAUAUCAGCACAUAAAGAUUAGAAGGAGAGGAUACAUCAAUUUCUUUAAUGAGUGUCAGAUCGCAAGUCAGCUUCCAUUUUGGAUUGUGUCAACGUUCAACACGCUUCUUCUUGCGGUAUCCACCGUACUUCGUGACCACUGCAAGUCAGCGACCAAGUGUGGCAAGUCAAUUCAUCUUACACGCACGGAAUACCUGACAAUUUGUAUCGGAUUAGAAAGCGUAGUAUUACUAGUCGCUAUUUCCACGUACAUGUAUCAAGUCGUGAGAUUCAACAGAAGCAAAGUUCCUCCCGACGUGUUUCGUGACGAUAUGGUGUCUUCUGCUACAGACUUUAGACACAACUCAUUGAGUCAAAUGGAAGAGGAAGUAUUUCAACGCCAAGCCGACUUGAUUCAAUAUUUCAAAGACAGAAACGUUAUUCUUCAGAAAACUGUACUGCAUCUUCACAAUCGAGCCAAUGCUAUUCAAGCUCAACCUUCAUGAACUGACUUCCUAGAAUAAAAUUAUUGACUUUGUUUAUAGAUAUUUACUUUGUGUAGUAUUAUGGGCGCAAGUAUCUGAUAAAUGUGCAUUUUAUUUAUCGGUGUGAAGGACUGAUUUUCCUCAAUUAUUGUAAUUAUGUGAUGAAGAAUAUAUAAAUGAAAUUAUAUUCAUA
Folsomia candida is the source of this 1309-nucleotide messenger RNA. Its product is annotated as transmembrane protein 192. Gene Ontology annotation, cellular component: late endosome; lysosomal membrane. The transcript has 8 exons. NCBI's taxonomy places the organism in Eukaryota, Metazoa, Arthropoda, Collembola, Entomobryomorpha, Isotomidae. The record is from RefSeq and is a predicted model, not a curated record. The coding region runs from base 220 to 1137 and encodes 305 amino acids.